Messenger RNA from Lactuca saligna, 615 nucleotides. The record is from the annotation of a GenBank genome assembly. Lineage: Eukaryota; Viridiplantae; Streptophyta; Magnoliopsida; Asterales; Asteraceae.
AUGAGAUAUCUUUAUCAAUCAGAGCUACCAUCCGACAAAGACCUUCAUUUUCUCCUUCCCUUCUCUCCACCGAUCGGAAAUCGCUUCUCCUUACAAGCCCAACAUCCGAUUGACGGGUUCGAUUCUCCUCAACUGGUUACACAAAGGUAUGUUGUGCUUACCAUCGUUCAUCUACCUUUUCUCCAUCCACACUCGCCAACUUCCUCGAAAAGAGCAGAUGAAAAGGGAGACCCACCAGUUCAUAAAGGUUCACAGAUGAUGGAUAAUAUGGACCUCUAUGCUCCUGAUACUUUGGAUCCAACCUUAGCAAGAAACAAAGAAAUCGAAGCAUCACUAGCAGAUGCAAUUUCAAAAGGCAUGGAAGCCAAAGCUGCUGCAAAACAAGCCCAAAAAGAUGGAGCCAAAGCUGCAAAAAUGGCACCCCGGAAAGCUAAACGGAUCAUUGGCCCGAUUAUUUCUUCCGGGUGGGAUUUCUUUGAAGCCAUUUAUUAUGGAGGAACUGUAACUGAAGGGUUUCUUAAGGGUACAGGAACAUUCUCUAGGACUUAUUUUGCUGGGUAUUUAGGGGAAGAAAGGUAUGGGCGUUUUGGGUAUUUGGUUGGAAGUGAAUAUUGA